CUUCCCAGCGAGUUACCAGUUUUUUUUAGUAGCAAAAGCAAAGGAAGGUAGGAAAACAGUUUAACAGAUAUUUAAAGACGCUGGUGAAUUUAGUAGCAAUUCUGGGAGGCAGAGAAAAACUACAAAGGAAACUGAAAGAGACGCGUGUUUUGUCGAGAUGCAUUUCUAUUGUUUGCUCAUAUCUAGAAGUGUUUUGAAAAGUUUACUGCCAGAAACUAUGUACAGAUGAAAAUACAUGUGCCGCGAUUUAAUGCUAAGUAAGUGUAAUUUGUACAAAAGCGUGGAGUGAACGAAUCCCAGCCUUUAUGUUUUCAUUUAUUGCAGUACGGAAUAACGAGCUGCCAACUGCUUUUAUCCUGUUAUUGUUUUCCUGGUAAUAGGUUAUUAAAACUCUCUGUUAUUCUGAAGCGGUCCUCCUGAUUUUGCAAGCAUUGUAAAAGGGGUACCCUGCAGCUCAGGUUAUUUUACUGCCUAUAUGCAUUGCACUAUUUAUCUGUAAAGUCCAAAUGUAUGGAUGGACAAGAAGUAAGUGCAACUCUCAGGGGGAAUGCCCAGAUUCUCAGACCAGUGGAAACUGCAAAUUAUUCCGUUUGGAGCUAUAUGAAGAAGCUAAGAAUUAACCAUCUUCGAAAGAAAUAAAAAGGACCAAUGAAGCAGCACUUUUCUAUAGUUGUCACCCAAGGCUUUGUCUGCGAGGAGCUUGUUAUGAUUUGGUCGGAAAAGGUUGCGCUGACCGAUUUUCAGGGCCAUCCACUUCUCCUUUCAUGAAUGAAACUGUACCUUGGAAUGUACUUUACUGAUUGCCAUGAGGAGGGAUGCAACGUGUAUAUAGCAGGAGUCAGAGAAAACAUGUCAGCACGCACAGCAAAGGAUGGUCGCAGUUGCUGCGUAACUGAUUAUUAAUGACAAUAGAAGAAGUAUGAUCUGUGUAUCAAAUUUCACAUUGCUUUAAAGUGACAUCUCAACCAGCAUGGUUUCUAGAUGUAUUCCAUUAAUCUCAUCAUAUACAGAUGUGACUAUACACGGCACUGAAAUAAUGUUGUGAUACACACAUCCAGCACAGGGUGGGUCUGCACCACCACGGAGAGUGGAAGGUGUCAUUAUGAUAGCAACUGGAGGUGUUAUCACAGGUCUGGCAGCAUUAAAGAGGCAGGACUCGGCCAGAUCCCAGCACCAUCUGCCUCAUUCUACACAGCCUCUUGCUCAGGAGAAAAAAAGAGCCAAGCGCAGACCUAGAACCGAUGUGGUGGUUGUCAGAGGAAAAAUUCGACUGUACUCACCAUCUGGCUUUUUCCUCAUUUUAGGUGUGUUAGUCUCAAUGAUGGGAAUUGCCAUGGCAGUGCUUGGCUACUGGCCAGUUAAAGGAAAUAUGCCUGUUGCUGAAGCCAGACUGUCAACUAACGAUACACAAAUUACACGGGAUGAAAGGGGAUUACUAGCCCAGUUUUUUGAACAACAUUUGCACUCUGAUAGAAUGAAAAUGCUGGGUCCAUUUACCAUGGGGAUUGGGAUUUUUAUAUUUAUUUGUGCUAAUGCCAUUUUACAUGAAAACAGAGACAGGGAGACCAAAAUUAUCCAUAUGCGGGAUAUAUAUUCCACUGUAAUUGAUAUACACAGUUUACAAAUGAAGGAACAGAAGUAUUUAAAUGGUGCCUACACAGGACAUUCAAGAGACAUGGAAUUUAGGCAGCAUGAGAACCAGUGUGCUUCUAAACUGGCAGCUAAUACAUUACUGUCAUUCACUGGCUUUGGUGCAGACAGUAGAAGAGUUCAAAGAGGAAGUGCCUCUGAGGAUGAAGAUGGUUUAUCUUUUGAAAAUAGGAACAUUGACAACCUCCUUCCUCCUUUGUGCAGAGUAAGGUCAGGUUCCAUCUUUGGCCUUCAUCCAGAAACAAUCAAGGCUAGGGAUGACAAAAACAGCAGUACAAAAAGAUGUGAAACAAAGUCCAUUGUAUCUUCAUCUAUCAGUGCUUUUACUCUUCCUGUAAUCAAGCUUAACAACUGUGUUAUUGAUGAACCUGACAUAGACAACAUCACAGUGGAUUCUGACUGCAACAAAAUCAGGUCAAGGAAUCCAUCCAUGGAUUCCUUGGCUGUUCCUUUAACAGAUACCACUGAGUCAUUUAAGGCCACAAAUGUCAAGCUGAUGAGGAGCAAUUCAGCGAUAGAGUCAUCAUCCAGUAUAAUCAAAUCUCCUUCUGCAGUUGGAGGAAAGCUUCUUUCUCCUGGGGCUGCCAAGAAGGACUUUGGUUCAAACACCUCCCUUCAUAUGCUUUCUUCACAUUCAAAAUCUCUAGACUUAGAUAGGGGCCCUUCCACUCUUACUGUCGAAGCUGAACAGAGAAAACAUCCUAGUUGGCCAAGGCUGGACCGUAGUAAUAGCAAGGGAUACAUGAAGUUGGAGAACAAAGAGGAUCCAAUGGAUAGACUGCCUGUGCCACAAAAUGCGAAUAAAAAGGAUUAUAGUAACAAAGAAAAGCUGCUUAUGAUCUCACGGUCACACAACAACCUUAGUUUUGAACACAAUGAGUUUUUAAGUAACAGCUUAAAAAGAGGGACAUCAGAAACAAGAUUCUAGUCUGAAAUUCACUCAUGUUUCUUAAGGUGUUAUAUUUUCCAAAUAUGAAGAAGUAAUUGUGUUUGGUCAUUUUGAAACAGAAGUAAGUGUACGUUAGAUGAUUGUAAAGUGUUCACUCUGAUCUUUGUGUGUAAACUCUGUAUCCACAGUAGUCAACAAAGGGCCAUACUAUAGAAAAUUCAUGAACAGCUACAAAGACUAGAAUGAAAACCUCUUACAGAUUAUAGAUGAUAGUGCUUUUACAUUGUACAUUGGAUAUGUAGUUAUUCUAGUUGUAGCAAAUGUGUGCUACAGAAAUUAUUUUAACAUUUCUGUGCCCAUACAAGUAUCUUGCACAAGAGUUUCCUUGCAAAAGAGUUUCCUUUUAAUUGAAUAAAAUCUAAGUCCAAAAAGAGUCUAACUUUAUAUUUUUUAACUUGGUGAUUACAAAAUUAUAGUCUACUAUACCAGACUGAGAGUUUGCCUACAUAAGAGGCCUGAUGCACUGAAAAGGAGUAUGUUUACUAUAUAUUAAACUCUAUUUAUAGGUU
This is a messenger RNA of Protopterus annectens (West African lungfish), 3108 nucleotides long. RefSeq names its product transmembrane protein 200A (gene TMEM200A). Lineage: Eukaryota; Metazoa; Chordata; Ceratodontiformes; Protopteridae. The coding region runs from base 1103 to 2578 and encodes 491 amino acids. The transcript is spliced from 5 exons. The record is from RefSeq and is a predicted model, not a curated record.